Hibiscus syriacus is the source of this 1982-nucleotide messenger RNA. RefSeq names its product DEAD-box ATP-dependent RNA helicase 5-like. NCBI's taxonomy places the organism in Eukaryota, Viridiplantae, Streptophyta, Magnoliopsida, Malvales, Malvaceae. Gene Ontology annotation, biological process: rRNA processing. Gene Ontology annotation, cellular component: nucleolus. The coding region runs from base 48 to 1739 and encodes 563 amino acids. The record is from RefSeq and is a predicted model, not a curated record. Gene Ontology annotation, molecular function: ATP binding; RNA binding; RNA helicase activity. The transcript has 13 exons.
CCUCUUUGUGAAGUUUUAGGGUCUGGUAGCGCAGUUUGAAAAAGAAAAUGACUCCAUCCACAGAACCAUCAUCCCAGCAGAAUACGGGAAAUCAAGCAGUCAGAACCAAGAAAAAGAACAAGAAGAACAAAUCAUCAGAAUCCGAGCAUCAAGUUGAAGAAAAUGUUAAGCAGAGUUACCAAGAAAACGAGGAAAUUGAGCCAAAAGAUAGCAAGAAAGACAAGAAAAGGAAAAAGAAAGAGCGCGAAAACAACGGAGGAGGUGAAUUCGAGGAAGUGAAUCACGAUGAAAGCGGUGAGGAGUCUAAGAAGAGGAAGAAGAAGAAGGGGAAGAAUAACAAAAAGCAGAUGAAAGAGGAAGAAAAUGGAGAAUUUAAUGAAAGUCGAAGUGGGAAAGAAGACACAAUUCAAUUUGAUGGAAAGGAAAAAGUGGUGGUGAGCGGAAAGAAUGCUGAAGAUGCAAAAUAUUCGCCCUUGAAAUCAUUUUCUAAUUCUAAUUUACCAAAAAAUGUUUUGGAAUGCUGCAAGGAUUUUAGUAGCCCAUCUCCUAUUCAAGCCCACGCAUGGCCCUUUUUGUUGGACGGUCGUGAUUUUAUUGGAAUUGCAAAAACUGGGUCAGGCAAGACUUUGGCAUUUGGCGUACCGGCAAUGAUGCAUGUAUUGAACAAGCGAAAUGGUAAAUCCUCUAGAGGGAGGAAUCCACUUUGCCUUGUGCUUUCCCCUACAAGAGAGCUAGCUGAACAGAUAUUUAACGUUUUGUGUAAUGCUGGCCAAGCGUGUGAUGUCGAAUCCGUUUGUUUGUAUGGGGGAACAUCUAAAGGGCCACAGAUUUCUUCUUUAAAGUCUGGCGUUGAUAUAGUCAUUGGGACACCGGGUCGUUUGAAGGAUUUGAUGAAUAUGGAGGUGUGUCAGCUUAAUGAGGUAUCUUUUGUGGUCUUAGAUGAAGCUGAUCGAAUGCUUGACAUGGGCUUUGAAGAGGAUGUUCGUUUUAUAUUGGGAAAGACAUGUUUUGCUCGUCAGAUGGUAAUGUUCAGUGCUACAUGGCCUGCAGCAGUUCACCGGUUAGCUCAAGAAUACAUGGACCCUAAUCCUGUUAAGGUUGUGAUUGGGUCAGAAGAUUUAGCUGCCAACCAUGAUGUUAUGCAGAUAGUUGAGGUUUUGGAUGAUCGUGCACGUUAUGAACGAUUGAUUGCUUUGCUCAAGAAGUACCAUGAAUCUCAGAGGAACAGGGUGUUGGUAUUUGUCUUGUACCAGGCAGAAGCGGAUCGUAUAGAAAAUAUGCUCAAGAGAAGUGGCUGGAAUGUUGUUUCUAUACAUGGUCGCAAAGCACAAAAUGAUCGCACUAAGGCUCUAUCAUUAUUCAAGAAAGGAAGCUGUCCUUUGAUGGUAGCUACGGAUGUUGCUGCAAGGGGGUUGGAUAUUCCAGAUGUAGAGGUAGUGAUCAAUUAUAGUUUUCCUCUCACUACAGAAGAUUAUGUACACCGGAUAGGGAGGACCGGAAGAGCUGGUAGAAAGGGUGUUGCUCACACAUUCUUCACUCAGCAGAAUAAGGGACUUGCUGGAGAACUGGUAAAUGUUCUCAAAGAAGCUGGGCAGAUUGUACCACCAGCACUGUUGAAAUUUGGAACUCAUGUCAAGAAGAAGGAGUCCAAGCUAUAUGGGGCUCACUUCAAGGAGAUCGCUGCUGAUGCUCCAAAGGCUAAAAAAAUAACAUUUGACGACUCAGAUGAUGAAAACUGAUCUACAUGGCCUGCAGUAAAAUAUGUAGACUAAUUUUUUAUUCAAUGAUUUUCCCCCAUAUUUUAUUUUUAACCAUUUUUGUUUAAGCAAAAAUUGAUCUGAAUGUAGGCCGUUCUGUCCGGUGGAAUGUAAACUGUAAACCUAGAUCUUGCUUAUUUUCAUUGAAUGGUCCUCUUGUUAAGAAUCUCAUAUAAAAAAAAUUGGGAAACCUAAUCUGCAAGAAAUGAUGUUGGAAUUGAUUUA